AGAUGAGUGCUCAGGACUCCAGGAGCCCAACACAGCAUGAGCCCCUGGGUUCAGCAGAGGAUUCCACCAGGGACCGGAAGACAUCCUUGCCCAUGGAGCCCAAGUUGGACAUGUUGUACAAGAUUGAGGAUGUGCCGCCAUGGUACCUCUGCAUCCUGCUGGGCUUCCAGCAUUACCUGACGUGCUUCAGUGGCACCAUCGCUGUGCCCUUCCUUCUGGCUGAAGCGCUGUGUGUGGGCCGUGACCAGCACAUGGUCAGUCAGCUCAUCGGCACCAUCUUCACCUGUGUGGGUAUCACCACUCUCAUCCAGACUACAGUGGGCAUCCGGCUGCCGCUGUUCCAGGCCAGCGCCUUUGCCUUUCUAGUUCCAGCCAAAGCUAUCCUGGCCUUGGAGAGGUGGAAGUGUCCCCCAGAAGAGGAGAUCUAUGGUAACUGGAGUAUGCCCCUGGAUACCUCUCAUAUCUGGCACCCGCGGAUUCGCGAGGUCCAGGGUGCAAUCAUGGUGUCCAGUAUGGUAGAGGUGCUGAUUGGGCUGAUGGGGCUGCCUGGGGCCCUGCUCAGCUACAUUGGGCCUCUCACGGUCACCCCCACUGUCUCCCUCAUUGGUCUCUCUGUUUUCCAAGCUGCUGGUGACAGAGCUGGCUCCCACUGGGGCAUUUCAGCUUGUUCCAUUCUUCUGAUCGUCCUGUUCUCCCAGUAUUUCCGCAACCUCACCUUCCUGCUACCUGUUUACCGAUGGGGCAAGGGUUUCACUCUCUUCCGCAUCCAGAUCUUUAAGAUGUUUCCGAUCGUGCUGGCCAUCAUGACAGUGUGGCUGCUCUGCUAUGUGCUGACCCUGACUGAUGUGCUGCCUGCAGAUCCCACAGCCUAUGGCUUCCAGGCACGAACUGAUGCCCGAGGCGACAUCAUGGCUAGCUCACCCUGGAUCCGCAUCCCCUACCCAUGUCAGUGGGGCCUCCCCACAGUGACUGUGGCUGCAGUCCUGGGAAUGUUUAGUGCCACACUGGCUGGCAUCAUUGAGUCCAUUGGUGACUAUUAUGCUUGUGCCCGGCUGGCUGGUGCACCGCCCCCUCCGGUACAUGCUAUCAACAGGGGAAUUUUCACUGAAGGCAUCUGCUGCAUCAUCGCUGGGCUACUGGGCACAGGAAACGGGUCUACCUCGUCCAGCCCCAAUAUUGGGGUCCUAGGGAUUACCAAGGUGGGAAGCCGUCGAGUCGUGCAGUAUGGUGCAUGCAUCAUGCUGGUCCUGGGUGCCAUCGGCAAGUUCACAGCCCUCUUCGCCUCUCUCCCAGAUCCCAUCCUGGGAGGAAUGUUCUGUACCCUUUUUGGUAUGAUCACCGCCGUGGGACUGUCCAAUCUGCAGUUUGUGGACAUGAACUCCUCCCGCAACCUCUUUGUACUGGGAUUCUCCAUGUUCUUUGGCCUCAUGCUGCCCAAUUACCUGGAGUCCAACCCAGGUGCUAUCAACACAGGUAUUCCCGAAGUGGAUCAGAUCCUCACUGUGCUGCUGACCACGGAGAUGUUUGUUGGCGGGUGCCUUGCUUUCAUACUGGACAACACAGUGCCAGGGAGCCCAGAGGAAAGAGGCCUGGUACAGUGGAAAGCUGGAGCCCAUGCCAACAGUGAGACGUCAGCCAGCCUGAAGAGCUAUGACUUCCCCUUUGGGAUGGCCAUGGUAAAAAGGAGUGCCUUCCUCAGAUACAUUCCUAUCUGCCCAGUCUUCAGAGGAUUUGCUAACAAGUCAGAAAAUCAGACUCCAGUUCCAGAAGAUACUCCAAACAAUACAGAAACCGCAUCUGUGUGCACCAAGGUCUGAAACUAACUACGGAAGGAAAGGAGGAACUGGACGUAACAAGAAAAGAAAACCACACAGAAGACAGAAGACCUGAGUUGGGAAUCUCAGCUCUGCCUUUUCCAAAUUCCCAUGUAAGCUUGGACAAAUCACCCCCUGAGACUGUUUCCAUAUCAGCUUACAAAACAUCAGAAGAGUAGGCCAAAGUCUCUAAGCACUCUAGAGACUUGCACUAGAAUUAUUCUGUUUCCCACUUCUACUUUCCUAAGCAUACAUGUCAAUGUAAAGAAAAGAGUGGGAAAUUCUCUUCAAUGAGUUGGGAGUUGACAAAAAGGAAAUCAGGAGAUUCCAGGGGUAAAUGCAGACAUGCAGGUAGGCUUUUUUUUUUUUUAAACGGAAUUUAAUUCUAAUGUCAUGUAUUUUAAGACCAAAACAUAAUACUAAACAAUACAUUGGACCAAUAACUUAGAUAAAUAUCCCCCAUUCCCACAGGGAAAUAAAUCUAAAUUUUAAUUAAUGUCUCAGGCCUGGGCUUGAUCUUCAGCAUUAUAUACACAGAAAUAAAAACCCUUAAGAGGAAG
Molecule: messenger RNA, 2374 nt
Organism: Chionomys nivalis (European snow vole)
Lineage: Eukaryota; Metazoa; Chordata; Mammalia; Rodentia; Cricetidae
Gene: Slc23a1
Product: solute carrier family 23 member 1
Exons: 15
Coding region: 3-1817 (604 amino acids)
Biological process (GO): transmembrane transport
Cellular component (GO): membrane
Molecular function (GO): transmembrane transporter activity
Source: RefSeq, a predicted model, not a curated record